Lathyrus sativus (Indian pea) is the source of this 879-nucleotide messenger RNA. The record is from the annotation of a GenBank genome assembly. Lineage: Eukaryota; Viridiplantae; Streptophyta; Magnoliopsida; Fabales; Fabaceae.
AUGUCAUUCCGUAGCAUAGUUUGUGACGUUCGUGAUAGUUUUGGGAGCUUAUCUAGGCGUAGUUUUGAUGUCAAACUUAUUGGUCAUCAUCAUAGAGGAAAAUCUCAUGGUUCGGUACAGGAUCUGCAUGAUCAGCCGCUUGUAAUUCAAAAUAGUUGCUGGGCGAGCUUACUCCCAGAAUUACUCUUUGAUGUCAUUCGACGGCUAGAGGAGAGUGAGAAUACUUGGCCUUCACGGGAGCAUGUAGUUGCUUGUGCUUCUGUUUGCCAGUCUUGGAGGAAUAUGUGCAAGGACAUUGUUAAGAGCCCUGAGUUCUGCGGCAAACUUACAUUCCCUGUGUCCCUGAAGCAGCCUGGGCCGCGAGAUGGAAUCAUUCAAUGCUUUAUCAAAAGAGAUAAAUCUAACUUAACAUACCACCUAUUCCUUUGUUUGAGCCCCACUUGGCCAAAUGGAAAGUACACAAAAGGAGCUAAAUAUGGGAAGCAGUUUGAGAAAUAUUUCAACCCUGAUAUAUCCAAAGCUUACAGAAACAUCGACAUGGAUACGCGCACUAUAAAUCAAAUAAUUGCCAACCAUUUUUAUCGCCAGGGUCUUUUUGAUGUUGGGGACCAUUUUCUAAGUGCAGUUGGAGAACCUGAACCUGCUGCAAUUAUGAAAUCUCCAUUCCUGGAAAUGUAUCAAAUACUCCAGGCCAUGCAGAAUCAGAACCUGGAGCCAGCACUCAACUGGGCUGUGACUAAUUCUGACAAACUUGCUCAAAGUGGAUCAGACAUUGUGUUGAAACUUCACUCGAUGCAAUUUGUAAAAAUACUUCAAAAUGGUGGAAGUAGAGAUGAAGCCCUUCAUUAUGCAAGAACUCACCCUUUCUCCUUUUGCUAG